AUGGCUCAACCCCUCGACUCACCUGGGGUAGGGUUGGACGAGAAGCACGAUGUAGACAUGGUCGAGAAGGUGGAUCCGGAUGCGCUGCCUCAGGAUACUAUCAUGAUGUCUCCGUUUGAAGACAUGGGGAUCCGCAAGACCUGGUCGGUGUUUCGGAAAUGCGCCGCGGUCUGCCUCUUUGCCACCGUCUCUGCGGCUGCCGACGGCUACCAGAUCGCACUCACUGGCUCAAUCAUCGCAUUCCGUGGAUUCGUUCUACAAUACGGUGAAGGUGUGAACGCGGCGGGGGAUGUCAUCCUCAGGGCCGACCACAUCGCUGCGUGGGGUGGUAUACAGUCCGCUGGACAGGGCUUUGCCAUGUUGUCUCAGCACUUCAUCGCCGACCGCUAUGGUCGCAAGGCCAGCUUCUACCUCUUAUGGUGCACUCUCCUCAUCGCUGUAUGCUUGCAGUCGUUCGGUACCAAUUGGAAAACAUGGCUGGUGGCUAAGCUGUUCAGCGGCUAUGGUGUCGGCAGUGUGCAAUUCUUGACUGGAAUGUACAUCGCUGAGCUAUGCCCUGCUCGAAUCCGAGGUUUCCUCCUCAUUGGCUACUCCUUCUUCUACGGUCUGGGCCAGCUCUGCGCCUCGAUCGCGCUCAAAGUCGCCUCCGAUCGAGAUCCUCUCAACUUCAAGGUGCCCAUCUACACCGAAUUUGCCAUGAUCGGUAUCAUGGCCAUCGUCUACGCCAUCAUCCCAGAAUCCCCAUACUGGUGUGCUGCACGAGGCAAGCACGAGGAGGGCGUCAAAGUGAUCCGCUUCCUCAACGGCGGGAUCGAGGGAUACGACGUCGAGUAUCACUACGACAUCAUCAAGCGGUCGGUCGAAAAGGAGACGGCGUACCAGAAGCAAAUGUUCGGGGAGGGCAAGGGGUUCUUGCAGGAGCUGGCGAACGUCAAGGAGGUCUUGACUGGUGUCAACGGAUUCCGUACUCUUAUUGCGUUUUGGCCGGCAUUUUUGCAGCAGUUGGCCGGUCUUGCUGUGCUCUCCAGCUACUCCUCUUACUUCGCUCAAAUAGCAUCCUUCGCAGAUCCAUUUCUGUUCUCCCUCCUUCUUGCCCUGGUAGCGCUCGCCUGUACGGUGAUCGAAGCGUCCCUUAUCGACAUUAUCGGGCGUCGCAACCUCUUCUUGGGCGGUGCCAUCGGCUGCUGGACCAUGUGCUUCGUCGUCGGUUGCAUGUCCCUGCCGGUCAACCGAUCCAGCGCUAUCAAUUCCCUUACCCUCUUCUUCUCACUCAUGUGGCGUAUCGGUUCCACUCUGCUCGGUAACCUCGGUUGGUCGUAUGUCGCCGAGACGGGAUCGAGUAGGCUUCGAGCAAAGACGGGAGGUAUUGCUGCGGCUGGCGGGGUGUGCAUGGGCUUGAUCUUCAACACAACGGUGCCUUAUAUGCUAAACCCCAUCGGAGCUAACUGGGGUCUCAAGACCGCCUUCUUCUUCAGCGGUAUCUCUGCACCUCUCGUAGUCGCCUCCUUCUUCCUCAUUCCCGAUACAUCGCGCCGAACUCCAGCCGAGCUCGAUGAGAUGUUCAGAAAGAAGGUCCGGCCCUGGCGGUUCAGGUCAUACGUCACGGACGCAAAGAAGGCGCUCGAGGCUGAAAAGGCUCGGACUGGUGAGACAGAGCCUGCGAGGAUCCAGGAUUCGGAGCGGUCGUAG
Molecule: messenger RNA, 1689 nt
Organism: Dioszegia hungarica
Lineage: Eukaryota; Fungi; Basidiomycota; Tremellomycetes; Tremellales; Bulleribasidiaceae
Product: general substrate transporter
Exons: 12
Coding region: 1-1689 (562 amino acids)
Biological process (GO): carbohydrate transport; transmembrane transport
Cellular component (GO): membrane
Molecular function (GO): carbohydrate:proton symporter activity
Source: RefSeq, a predicted model, not a curated record